AAAAAUAUACUUAGCUACUAAACGGCAGAUAAUGGAACCUUUAUAAAACGAACACUGGCGCUAUUCCACUCCAAUCCCCUCAGCAAAAUGAAGUUAUUAAUAUUAGUGUUGACCCUUUGGGUCCCCACAAUUUAUUGUCAAAGUGAUUGGUGGCAAACAGGACAGUUCUAUCAGAUUUAUCCGAGGUCAUUUAAAGAUUCAAAUGGUGAUGGUAUUGGAGAUCUUAAUGGAAUCCGAGAAAAGCUUCCCCACUUGAAAGAUAUUGGCAUCACAGCAGCAUGGCUUUCCCCAAUAUAUAAAUCACCAAUGAAGGAUUUUGGUUAUGACAUUGCCGACUUUAAGGCCAUUCAACCAGAAUACGGAACUAUGGCUGACUUCGAAGCACUUCUGAAAAGGGCAAAUGAACUUGGUAUUAAGUUGAUAAUGGAUUUAGUCCCCAAUCAUACAAGUGAUCUACACGAAUGGUUCCAAAAGUCUGUGAAUCGAGUUAAAGGAUAUGAGGAUUUCUAUGUAUGGCAUGACGGCUAUCCAGAUCCUAAGAAUUCAUCCAACCGACUUCCACCAAGUAAUUGGUUGUCAACGUUUCGCGGAAGCGCCUGGAAAUGGAAUACCAAACGCCAACAAUUUUACCUUCAUCAAUAUUUAGCUGAACAGCCAGAUUUGAAUUAUCGCAAUCCACUUGUAAUUGAAGCUAUGGAGGAUGUCCUCACUUUUUGGCUCGACAAAGGCGUUGCUGGAUUCCGUGUGGAUUCAGUACCAACAGUUUUUGAGGUUCAAGCUGACAGUAAAGGAAAAUAUCCAGAUGAACCAAAAAGUGGCUUCACCGAUGACCCAGAAAAUUCCGCCUAUUUGAAGCAUAUUUACACACAAGAUCAACCGGAAACCACCGAGCUUGUCUAUAGAACUCGAGCUUUUCUUGAUGAAUACCAACGGAAGCAUGGUGGCGAUACCAGGAUAAUUUUAACUGAAAUUUAUUCGCCUAUUGAUGUCAUAAUGCAGUAUUAUGGAAAUGGUACCAUUAAUGGGGCACAUAUUCCAUUCAAUUUCAAUUUUAUCACAAAAGUUAAUAAGGACUCCAAAGCGCCAGACUACGCUGCAAUUAUAUCCCUAUGGAUGGAUAACAUGCCGAAGCAGUACACUGCGAACUGGGUGAUUGGAAACCACGACAACCGACGAGUGGGUAGUCGCUACGGUCCUGAAAGAAUUGAUGCCAUGAACAUGCUGGUUAUGGUGUUGCCCGGAGCUAGUGUCACAUACAACGGUGAAGAAAUAGGAAUGUUGGAUGUUGAUAUAUCGUGGAACGACACGGUCGAUCCUGCUGCAUGCAAUUCAAAUCCUCAAAUCUAUCAACAAUUUACACGGGAUCCGGCAAGGACACCCUUCCAAUGGGACGACUCCAAGAAUGCAGGUUUCUCGACAGCUAACAAAACAUGGCUUCCCAUUCACCCCAACUAUAAACAAGUCAAUGUUAAAGCGGAGCAAGCCGCGGCAAGAAGCCAUUUGAAAGUCUACAAGGAUUUAGUACAACUUCGAAAAACAUCCAAAACCCUACAACGUGGUGAACUCAAAUAUAAGGCUCUGAACGAUAACGUACUUGCCGUCCAAAGGAGUUUGUCAGGAUCGAACACAAUACUUUUAUUAAUGAAUGUGUCAGACAAGUCGCAAGCUGUGAAUGUGCAACAAUGGUCACCCACAACCCCUUCUUCUAUGAAGGUCCGGAUCGCUUCGGUGCAGUCAAAGAGAAAUGCCAAUGAAACCCUGAAGGUGUCAUCAAUCAUCCUUGAUCCCUAUGAAUCACUGGUUUUGGAAUAGCUCCUUUCGGCAUAGCUUAUAGGAACAUGU
Molecule: messenger RNA, 1842 nt
Organism: Hermetia illucens (black soldier fly)
Lineage: Eukaryota; Metazoa; Arthropoda; Insecta; Diptera; Stratiomyidae
Product: maltase A3-like
Exons: 8
Coding region: 88-1812 (574 amino acids)
Biological process (GO): carbohydrate metabolic process
Source: RefSeq, a predicted model, not a curated record